This is a messenger RNA of Camellia sinensis, 2544 nucleotides long. RefSeq names its product pentatricopeptide repeat-containing protein At4g13650. Gene Ontology annotation, molecular function: RNA binding; protein binding. Gene Ontology annotation, biological process: RNA modification. The record is from RefSeq and is a predicted model, not a curated record. NCBI's taxonomy places the organism in Eukaryota, Viridiplantae, Streptophyta, Magnoliopsida, Ericales, Theaceae.
UCAAAAAAAAAAAAAAAAAAACUUACCUUUGGUAAGGGAGAGAUGGUGAGAAGAUGAGAUUUAGAUUCCCUACUUUUCACCUACGGUGCACCUUAGAAAACGCAUCAAAAACUACCAACCAUAAAUUUUCCCGCGCUUUAACGACCCACUUCCACCAAGACGAUUUCUUUUCCUCCAACGGUCAAAUUUCGUGCUACGGCGAGGACAUCCCGAAUCCUGUUGAUCCGAACCUCUUGGCUCAGUUACAGCAACAUGGGUCUGUACACACUCCUUACAUUCUCAACAAACUUAUAUCCUUUUGCGCCAAGUCGUCUUUGUUUUACAUGGGUAUUCAAGCUCAUUCCAUAGUUAUCAAGAUGGGUUUCAAUUCAAAUGUAUAUAUCAACAGUGCUCUUGUUGAUAUGUACGGUAAAUGUGGUUUUAUCUCAUGCGCUCAACAACUGUUCGAUGAAAUGUGUCACAGAAAUGUAGUCACUUGGAAUUCAUUGAUGUCUGCUUAUUUGCAUACCCAAUACCCUGAAAUGGCCAUUGAAUUGUUUCUAGAGAUGUUCAAAGGGAAGAUGUUUCCGACGCCAAUUAGCAUUUCGACUGCUCUGGUUGGUUGUGUGCAAUUAGAAGAUGGAGAAUUGGGUGUUCAGAUGCAUUGUUUUUGUUUGAAAUCUGGGUUCUGCUUUAAUGCUGUUGUGUGUACGGGUUUAAUUGAUAUGUAUUCUAAGUGUUUGACUAUUGAUGCUUCGAGGAGAGUUUUCAAUGAAAUGCCGGACAAAAAUGUUGUUACCUGGACUUCAUUAGUUACCGGAUAUGCUCAGAAUCGACAACCUGAUGAGGCAAUGAUUUUAGUUAGGGAAAUGUUGCGUUUGGGUGUUAAGUCAAGUUACGUGACUUAUAAUAUUUUGUUGAGUUCAUUUCAUUGUCCAGAUGAUUUGGAUCAUUGCAAACAAGUUCACUGUUGCAUAAUUCGGGAAGGCCUAGAGUCUGAUAUGUACUUAACAGUAACAUUAGUAACUGUAUAUUCGGAAUGCAGCCGUAGCUUAGAGGACUUCUACAGGAUUUGCUCGACGAUUACAAUAUGGGAUCAAGUUUCAUGGAAUGCAGUAAUUUCUGGUUUCUCUAAUUUAGGAGACGGUCGUGAUGCCCUCAUAUGCUUUUCUAAAAUGAGGCAGGCAGGCAUUAUUGUUGACUUCUUCACAUUUACAAGCAUUUUGAGAGCAACUGGAAUUAUUUCAGCUCUUGAAGUGGGGAAACAAGUUCAUUGUCUUGUUAUCAAGACUAGAUAUGCUUCGAAUGUGUGUGUGCAGAAUGCAAUUGUCUCCAUGUAUGCAAGAUGUGGUAAGAUUGAUAAUGCAAAAAAGGCAUUUUUAUCAAUGAAGCAAUAUGAUUUGAUUUCAUGGAAUUCGCUGCUUUCUGGAUUUGCUCAUCAUGGGUAUGGCAGGGAAGCUGUUCAAAUGUUUGAACAAAUGAGUAAAACUGGGGUUAAACCUGAUCUGACCACAUUCCUGGCUGUGCUUUCAGCUUGUAGUCAUGUUGGGUUGCUGGACAAGGGACUUGAGUAUUUUGAUUUGAUGAAAAGUGAUGAGUCCCUUCAACCACUUAAACUAGAGCACUAUGCUUGUAUUGUGGAUCUAUAUGGUCGAGCUGGGUAUCUCCAUGAAGCAGAAGCAUUUAUCAAUAGCAUGCCAAUAGAGCCAGGACCCUCAGUUUUCAAAGCUCUUCUAAGUGCCUGUAAAGUUCAUGGAAAUACAGAAAUCGCUGUGCGUUCUGCGAGAAAGCUUGUGGAGCUUUGCCCUAGUGAUCCUGCAACUUAUGUACUGCUAGCAAGUGUCUUGGCUAAUGAGGGUUAUUGGGAUAAUGCAGCUGAGGUACGGAAGCUUAUGUGUGAUAAGGGAGUGAGAAAGAAGCCUGGUUCUAGCUGGAUUUGAGUUGAUGAAGUCGAAAUUGAUCCUUUGUUUUGGCUUCUUUAUCAAACACACAUUUCCAGUCAUUUUUCUUUUGUCCAAUGCAUAAUGGUUUGGCAUGAAGUGAGGCAUCAAGGUCAGAUUCAAUUAUUAAGUUGUGGUUUCCUUUUUCAAGUCCUAUCUUUGGGAUCCUGCAGACGCAGCCAAGCUUCUUCUACAUGGUGCUUGCAUUAUCGAUGGAGCACAAGAAACAAAAUGCUUAUUGGUUAAUGCAAAGGGUUCAUCUAAUUAAUUGCCAAUUGAAACUUCUGGAUUUUGUCCUGCUUCUGUUGUGUGAAGUCUAAACUAGUCAGGCAAUUACCCACUUCUCCUCCAAACAAUUUUUGAAGAACUGUUCAUUCUGUCCUCAGUGAAUAUCACAAGGCAGGCUGGGAUUUCCGAAGACUGAAGAUCAUGUUAUGAUUCUCCAAAUUAUUUCUUCUGAUAAAAAUUGCAGUAUACAGGACUUUCAAUUUGAAACUUCUACCCUGUUUCUCAUUUUCUGGUUUCAUAACUCGAAAUGAAGCAAGCGAUGAUGGCAAGUUUCACUUUUUUUAAUAAUCUGUCCAUUGGUUGAUGAACUUGUUGCAAUUUAGCUUGUUGGGAUGCU